Messenger RNA from Didymosphaeria variabile, 1173 nucleotides. RefSeq lists its product as uncharacterized. Lineage: Eukaryota; Fungi; Ascomycota; Dothideomycetes; Pleosporales; Didymosphaeriaceae. Gene Ontology annotation, molecular function: protein binding. The record is from RefSeq and is a predicted model, not a curated record. The transcript has 5 exons. The coding region runs from base 1 to 1173 and encodes 390 amino acids.
AUGGCAGGUGUUUUCGAAGGCCUAAAGAACAGUUUGCUUAAUGUGCUUCCCGUCGGCACAGCGCCUCAAGCAGAUGCAGCAGAUGCAGCAGAGGCCGUGUCGGACCAUGAAGCUCAGAGUGAGGACGUCGGAAAGCCUCAGCAAGUGCAGCAUGUAUUUCCCAAAGCUCCCGAAGACAUUGCCGGCUCGCUGACCAAUUCUUUAGACAAUGAGUUCUACGAGAUUCGGGUUGUCCCAGCGAAAGGCUACGGCAGCUUCGCGCUCAAAGAGCUGAAGCGUGGUACGCGCAUCCUCAGCGAGCCGCCUCUCCUUGCCAUCUCCAACCCAGAUUACCUCACAAGCGACAUUGAGGAGGCAUUCGCGACGCUUUCGGAGGAUAAACAGAAGGUAUACUGGGGCCUGGCUUCCAGUCAUGGCCAGGAUCCCAAGAAAUGGCCGAGUCAUAUCCAUGAGAGCGUGAAAGGUCACGAGGCCCAGCGGAUCAAGGAGCAGCACAACGCCCGUAUCGGAAAAGAACCGUCGCUGCUCAGCAUCUUCCAGAACAAUUGCAUGGAGAUGGGCAAAGGCACCGGCAUCUUUCCGAAUGCAUCCCGCUUCAACCACAGUUGCAGCCCGAAUGCCAGUUUCAACUGGAACGAAAACAUCCAGCGAGAGACGAUCCAUAUCAUCCACGACGUGAAGGCAGGCGAGCAGAUCACCUUCUCAUACUGCGACAUGACACACGAGAAGACACUGCGGGCCUGGGAGCUGAAGCACUAUGGCUUUACUUGUGAUUGCCUUGCCUGUAUCCGCGAUGAAGACGAUGAAGACGGUGUCGCACGUGAGGGUGUCGAUCGGAGGUAUCGCAUUGCCGAGCUGGACCAGACAACUAGCUAUCUGCGAGGCGCGAACCUGGAGAUAGGAGUGAGAGAGCCGGAGUUCGUGAAGCAGCUGCUUGAGUUAGCUGUGCUCCACAUGGAGAUUGGCGACUACUCGAUGAGGCUGGCAAAUAUUUACACCGACCUUGCUUUGGCCUGCGAAUUUGCCGAGGACUUCAAGAACGGUCAGGAUAUGGCAGCCAACGCGCUUCGCAUCAAGCGCGACUGCCAGGGCGACGACUCUCCGGACUUUGAGAAGUACAAAGUUAUACUGAAGCGGCUGCAUCGCAGCUACAAGGCAUCGCAGGACGCGUAG